This is a messenger RNA of Plectropomus leopardus (leopard coralgrouper), 331 nucleotides long. The record is from RefSeq and is a predicted model, not a curated record. Lineage: Eukaryota; Metazoa; Chordata; Actinopteri; Perciformes; Serranidae.
ACCUCUGUGGGUGGAGUUCCCGGCAGAAGAGAGCACCUUCACUGUGGACAGCCAGUAUAUGAUUGGAGGAGCGCUGCUUGCCUGUCCUGUAACUGACGCAGGUGUUCAGGAAGUCAGAGUGUUUCUCCCUGGAUCCGGUCAGGUUUGGUUUGAUGUCCGCUCUGCGACGGCGUUUAGAGGAGGACGGACUCUGAGUCUUCCCGUCACGUUGGACACAGUUCCUGUCUUCCAGCGCGGCGGCUCGGUGGUCUGCAGGUCAACAGGAAGUGGCUCCUGUACGGCUGAACUCCAGCAGCUGCCGCUCUCCGUCACUGUGGCCCUCGACUCUCAG